GGCGGCGAUGGCCGAGCCGGGCUGCCCGCCCGCCGCCGCCAUGAGGCGGCCCUAGGAGCCGGCCGGGGAUGAAGCGGGACUCGACCUGCAUGGAAGCACCGAUAUGGAAAAUCCCACAAGCCGGCUGCACCAACACACCGUCAGAUUUCCCAGAUGAGCGGGUGGAUCAGCGAACCUGCCUGAUCUGCGGGGACAGGGCCACGGGGCUGCACUAUGGGAUCAUCUCCUGCGAGGGCUGCAAGGGGUUCUUCAAAAGGAGCAUCUGCAACAAGCGGGUGUACAGAUGCAGCCGGGACAAGAACUGCGUCAUGUCCCGCAAGCAGCGCAACAGGUGCCAGUACUGCCGGCUGCUCAAGUGCCUCCAGAUGGGCAUGAACCGCAAAGCAAUCAGAGAGGAUGGCAUGCCAGGAGGCAGAAACAAAAGUAUCGGACCUGUCCAGAUAUCAGAGGAAGAGAUUGAGAGAAUUAUGUCUGGGCAAGAAUUUGAGGGAGAGGCAAACAUGUCAUGGAGCAACAACGGAGACAGUGACCAUAGUUCCCCUGGAAAUGGAGUUUCUGAGAGCAACCAGCCUUCACCUGUUUCUACUCCAUCUUCAAGUAGGUCCGUGGAGCUGAACGGGUUCGCUGCACUCAGGGAUCAGUACCUGGGCACGCCGGUGUCCACGCACUACCAGUACCUGCCGCACCUUUUUAGCUACUCCGCCCACUCGGCGCUGGUGCCGCCGCAGACGCGCAGCCUGGACCCGCAGUCGCACAGCCUGAUCACCCAGCUGGUGUGUGCCGAGGACCUGGAGCCGCUUGGCACCCCCAUGCUCAUCGAGGACGGGUAUAAAGUGACUCAGGCAGAGCUGUUUGCAUUGCUGUGUCGGCUGGCGGAUGAAUUGCUUUUCAGGCAGAUUGCUUGGAUCAAGAAGCUGCCGUUCUUCUGCGAACUCUCCAUCAAGGACUAUACCUGCCUGCUCAGCUCUACGUGGCAGGAGCUGAUCCUGCUCUCCUCGCUGACUGUUUACAGCAAGCAGAUCUUUGGUGACCUUGCGGAUGUCACCUCCAAGUACUCUCCCUCUGACGACGAGCUGCACAGAUUCAGUGAAGAGGGGAUGGAGGUGAUGGAGCGGCUGAUCUACCUCUUUCGCAAGUUCAGCCAGCUGAAGGUCAGCAACGAGGAGUACGCGUGCAUGAAAGCCAUCAACUUCCUAAACCAAGAUAUCAGGGGUCUGACCAACGCCUCCCAACUGGAGCAGCUGAAUAAGCGGUACUGGUACGUUUGCCAGGACUUCACGGAGUACAAAUACCCCCACCAGCCAAACCGCUUCCCGGAUUUAAUGAUGUGUUUGCCAGAGAUACGGUAUAUUGCAGGAAAAAUGGUGAAUGUCCCCCUGGAGCAGCUGCCUCUCCUUUUUAAGGCCGUUCUACAUUCCUGCAAGACGAGCGUGAGCAAAGAGUGAGCGCAGCUGGCCCCGGCCGGUGCCUUAUGCUGAGCCUCGGGCCGGGAGCUGGCUCACCCCGGGAGAGGGGCAAACGCCAUCCAGGCAGGAGACAGGGCAGUGGCCUCCCUGCCCGUGUAGCAAGAAUCUUUUUUUUGUUUGUUUUUGGUUUUUUACUCUUUUUCCUAUAUAUUUAUUUCACGACAGAGUUGAAUGUAUGAUCUUCAACACGAUGCACAUGGUUCUGUAAGAAUGCAGCAAAUGCAUUCUCCAGCGGUUUACAGAAUGUGAAGAUGUUUAAUGUUACAGUGUUUGUUAGGAUUAGUUCUUUUGUAUUUGGGGCUGGGGACCGAGAUGACUUAGACUACCUCAAAGAGAAGAUGCUGUUCACGAACUGCUCUUUCCAUGAUUUGCAUCCAAAAGCAUUUGUCAUAGAGAGCAAAUGUCAACAGAGCUGUUAGUAUCCCAAAGGGACGACUUUGGAGAAGUGGGUGCUAGAGAAGUGCCAAGCUUUUUCUUUAAUUUUAAAAAGGCAGGGAGUGGAGAAGGAGAAGUCCGUCUAGGCAGUUGAUUUCUUUUCCCCUGGUGGUUUCCAGUUGCAGGUUUCUCAGUGGGAUGGCAGUGCUCCAAGGGGCUUGCUGGCCCUGUCCCAUCUGGGGAGCUCCAGGUGGGGUCUGCCCCAGCCCCUCCUGGCCAGCUGCCCUCUUACUGUUGCCACAACACCUGCCAAUUUCUCUGAAAUUGUGUUCAAGGGUUCAUAACAGGCUCCUGGCAUUACACAAAGGUGCUACUGUUGCUAGAGAACUGCAAGGACUUUAUCAUCACUUCCUUAAAAUCCAUUUUAGGUUUACAAAAGCAGGAAAAUCCUACUUAGAGAAGAGGCAGGAUUGCCCCCGUUAGUGUGUUCCUCCAGCAUGGUACCUGACUCCUGAGGCUUCUGCAUUGAAGCAAUCCCCGUUUUGGGAGUAGUUAAUGUAUGCUGUGCUAAAUGGGCCCUGUGUAGUGGGGGGAGGGACUCCAGUGUCCUCUGGCAUGGCUUUCUCUGCUGGACUCAGGGAAUGGAUGUUCCAUAGUUAUAUCCUGCCAGAACUGUGCUGUUCCUUGUGGAAUCCCAGGAAAAACAACAUUACUGCUGUGCUUGGCGACCUGCUGUGUUCUAGGCGUUGCAAGGCUUGGAUUUUCCAUCUCGCAAGCUCCCCACGACUCCAGAUGGAGAACUGGUUUAAUGACAGCUGAUUAACUGAUUGAGUGAUUGCUAAGUGCUGGUGUUUAGCUAAACUUGGGCAUUCUCUUGAGUGACCUCUUGAUUUCCUGCUCGUGGUGGGGAGGUUGGAUGAGAUGCUCUUGCUCUCCUCUCCUUCAUUAGGAAUUAAUAUUCAAAGACUCAGUCAUUUUCCUAGACAGCCUUGGCUGGAUUUCCUUCCCUGCCUCCUUAGAUGUAAAUCUGGCAUUCACUUAGCAAGGUGGCUCCUCAGUAACUGUUUGAAUGCUGAUUUAAAAAUAUUGGUGGAAACAACUUUUGUUCCUUCAGGGUAGGAAGGAUGAGUCACUACCUUCUUGUCUUUCCCUGGUGACAGCUGCGUGGCACAGAGCGAGCACAGCUCAGCCGGGCUGCAGCUGCUGUGCAUGAAUGUGAUGGUGAGCAGGAGAAAAAUCCCAUUCACCAAAGUCGUCUUUCCCUCCCUCCCCCUGGCCCAGCGGGUGCUCCCUGGGUUGCAGCCCAAGGCAGGCUGUGACCUGCUGGUUUGGCACGUCCCGGUCAGGCCGUGGUGGUGCCGAUGGCUGCGGUCAGAGCGCGGCAGGGCCCUGCUGCUGCCUCAUCGUGAGCAUCCCGCUUGGGCAUCUCCCAGCUCAAUGGUUUCCCUUUUCUAAAAGUCCAUAGCUGUUCAUUUUUCAUUAUUUAAACAGGAUGUUACGGGUAACAGCUGCUGGGCCCAGCUCGAUGGAGCUUCACAUCCAAAGGUGGUUCCAUAAAUCUCAUUUACUUUCUGACAGUACAAUGAGACACGUGUGUAUUCUCAGGAAAGCCUUCUGCAUACAGCCGAUACCUCACGUGUUCAGGGGAAGAUUUUAGUUUACCUGUUUCUAAGUUAGAAUGUAUUUCUCAGCUUUUAAGUUUAAUUUCCAAAUAGCUUGAUAUGAUCUUUUUAUUACGGGUUAUUUCUGGCUUGCUGUUUUAUACACUCAAGGAAUUGUUAAAAUUGCAUAGGAGUGAUUUUAUUCUACAGUUACUGAGUUAUUAUAAUCUGUUGAUGAAUAAGUGUUUUAAUUAGUGUACAUAAAAGCAGUCAUCUUGUUGCCAGCUAUCCAACAAAAGUAAUCUAUUGAGUAAUCUGUGGUUUUCCAAAAUAUCGUCCCAAAACUAAUGCUGUACCAACAACAACCAAAAACCUAAAUUCAGUUAUGAUGACAAACGGACAUGAAUGUUCCACUUUCUGUUGUCGAAAGCAAAUUUUACAAAGGUUGAUUGGCAGCAGUAUCCGUUCCCAAAUACCCAUUUGCUAUGGGAGUAGAAAAUCCUUCCUGAACUGACAGGUAAGGAAGCAGCAAACAGACCAGACGGAAUCACCAGACAGUCAUUCCUGAUAUCUUCUGCACCAAGUCCUCUAAUGACUUGUGUUUUUUAAACAGGGUAAUGUGAAUGUGUUGCAUUGCAAACUCAGGUAUUAUGAGAAGGUAGGAAUGUAGCUAGAGACGUAGAGACGUUAGGUAGAUGUAUUUGUGAAUUUGGUUUGAAGGACACCCUGGAAAGGCUGGAAUUUUUGUUCCAUUCUUCACGUAACAUUCAGUUUACAGGGACUCAUAUUUUAUUUGUGCUUAAUGCUAGUAGGGGGAAGUUCAUUAUCUUUGGUAUCUAUCUGCUCUUGCUUAUCUGACCUUCUGUCAUAGAGAAAUCAAUCAACAAUAAUAGUCUUUGGUAGAAUUUUCUGCCAUGACAAGUCAAUUUUUAUCCCCGAUUUGAAAGAUAAAUUGGCUGGCUGACCCCCUCUUCUCCUUCAAAGCAUCUGUGCAGAUAGAGAGCUGAAGAGUUACUUUUAAUCCGAACAGAGAUUUGGAACACAAAUUUGAAGUGCUCAGGCUCACAUGCUCAGGGGAGGCUGCCCAGGAGCCCUCGCUCCGUGGUGCAGCUGGAAGGGGUCACUGCUCACGGGGCUCGGUCCCAGCGCGACUGCCAGAUCCCAGGGCCUCAACAGAACCUUCUGGAAAGUCAGUGAGUUCUCUUCCACUUCAGCUCAGGCUCUUGCCAAGUGGGCUGAGCCUUGACCCCUCAGUGUGGGUCAGUAGCCAGUCCCUGUCCUCAGCAUGCCCAGCCCUGCAAGAGGGCAGGGGGAUGAGGGACAGCCAGGGUGCUCAGGGGUCCGCAGCACUGCUGGGCUCUGGGCAGAGCUGCUGCAGCCGGACCUCGCGCUCCCUCGCUUCCCACGGGCACUGGAUGCUGCUCAGCUGUGAACUGUGCCAGUGCCCUUCAUCUUCUCACUCCUGUAGAGGCACUGCAUGCUUUGGGCCAUCAGGGAGUGGCUCUGGAUCCUUCUGUAAUUCUUAAACCUUUUGUCAUCUCCCAUCACGCACAGGCCAAAGAGGGCGUUUUCAGAGUGACCAGUGGUCAGUGGCAUUGCCAGCUGCAAGGCACCUGCACAGGGCAGCUGCCACCCCAGUACCACCCGUUUUCCCAGUGCUGGGGUGUUGCUUUGUGGGCGCCCAUGAGAGUGAGGGGUCCCAGGGGUGCCAGCAGGGCUCCUGGGCUGCUCUCACUUGCUGGUGGGGUCCUUGGUGGCCCCAUGCCCACCCAUGCAGAGGCACGAGUGCCUCUGCUGCCGUCCCCCUCUGUGCCAGCAGGAUCUGCCCUUGCUCCUCAGGCUUCUGCACAGACCCACAGCCACCUCAGGUAAAGGAGUUUAAGUCUUGUCCUUCAAACCAACUUUUAAAAAAACCCCUUGAAUUUCUUUUAUCUUCACUACAUUUUUUAAAAGGAAAAAAGGAAAAAAAAAAAAAAAGAUUCUCCUGUGAAUGUGCUAUUUCCCAUUCAUUCUUUCUUCCUUCUUGGUUUUGAUUUGAAACUAUGAAGCUCGGUGUCUGUGAAAAUGUUGUUAUUUCUCAGGAUAAUAAGCGGCAAUCAUCCCUGCCACAUGAAAGGCAGGAGAAAGGGGGAAACUUGGGGAACUAGUUAAAGUAUGGAACUAAUUUUUAAGUUGUAGAUGAUGUGUAAAUGGAGGGGAGUGCAUAGCUAUCAGUAUCAAGCUGUGGUGUUUCUCUGUGUUCAUGGUGUGUUGUUUCAAUGCACAGAAGCUCAGGGAUAAGUAUUUAAAUGUGACCCAGAGAAACCCUAGUUUUGAUGUUGCAACAGUUGCGUCUUUCAUGACUUGUCUGGAGGACCCGCUGAGAGCUGACCAAAGUCCCAUGUGGGGAUUUUGGGGAAAAGCUUUGGGUUUGGCUGUGGGAAGUUUGCCUGCUGAAGGCUCAGAUGUGGUCCUGUGGGCAGAGCAUCCCGAAGGUGCACGGGGCUGUAUGAGGCUGUGCCCUUGCACCACCUGGCAGCUGGGGACCAGCUCUGUCUGUGGGGCUCUAUUUCUGCAUUGCCUCAUCCCUCUGCCUUUGGUGUGAAAUAUGUUUCAGUAUUCAUGGAAAAGGGGAAACAGGAAUUUCUCAUUGUGUCCCUGGCAGCCAGUUCCAGUGCUCUGUACUUUGUUUGUUGCUUAUGAAUUCUUAAUUUUCAUCAGUACAACUUUCUCACUAUGGUGGUAGGCACAGCCAGACAAUUUGAGAAAGGCACUGGUGUGUGACUCUGGCGGGGUUACAGCUGCUGUGAGUGUCCAAAUGGUCCCAGCCACAGACAGGGCCAGCACUGAGUGAGAGUCAGCAAAAGUUUGCAGGGCUGAAACCCCCUCCCAGCACCCUCAGCCAGGAUCUGCAGAUCUGAGUUUAAACCAGCCCUGCAAAAAGCUGGGGGGGCCAAUCCAGGCAGUGUCUUUCCCUUGAAAAAAGAAAUUAAAAAUAGCUCCUGUGAGCUGCCCUCUGACAAGUCUGUGAAAGAAGCAACACGGUUCAGUGGAAGAAAUGCCCCCAAGGGCAAAAAGAAACAGAAAUUGAGACCAGAUGACGAUCAACCUUAACAAAGCCUUUUGUGAUUCAUUGUUUUCUUUCAAUUUAUAAAAUGUCUUGUAAUAGUUGAUAACAUUAUUGACUCAAUUUCCAUAACUAAACUACCUCGUGUGACAUCCUGUUUAUCAUCUCAAAGGGAUUGUGUGAAAAACUAAAUACUGCCAGUGUCUGUUGCCAGCGAGGAAGAGAGGCUGUGAUUGCUGGAGUUGCGUUUCCCUUCCCGUGGGCUGGGGCUUGGCUCCUGUCACUGCUGUGUGUCCCGUGCCUGAGGCUGAGCUCCAGUGUCCCUCCCUGGGGAGGCUGUGGCCCAUGGCAGUUUGGGUUUUGUUGGUGCCCAUCAAGCCACAGGCCUGGUUCCAGCUCAGUCCUGGUGCAGAGGCUGCGUUUGUAACCUGGGACCUCACAGGACCUCGCAGCUCCUCGUGUGUCAGUCAUGGGCAGCCUGGGGAGGCAGCGGGUCAGGUUUGCUGCUGGUGUCAGCCCCUGGCUGGUUUGAGGGAUGUUUCCAAGAGGGUCAGUCCUGGUUGUUGGAUCCUUCUUGGUGAUGUUCCAAGUGGUUUCUCCCGUUCAUUUUUCCCACAAUCCCUUGUGUAAAUCAGGGAAGCAGGAUGUUGCCUCGGCAUGACACACGGUGAACAUUGGCACACUCAGAGCCAGGGCUGGGGCAGGAGGGUGUGUCUGGCCCUGUUGCACCCGGGGGGGAAUGGGCACCGGGAGCUGCCCCCUCACCGCGCUACGACCAAAUGAAUGUUUCUGCCGGCGGGUCCGUGUCAGCCCGACCUGCCCCUGCUCCGCUGCUCUGCUCUGGGACUUGACUACCUGUGGAAAUGUGACCAAUAAGUGUUGAAUGCAUGUUUAGUGAGUGUUUAGCUGUAUGAACUAAUAAAUGUGAAAUGUUCUGCA
Molecule: messenger RNA, 7427 nt
Organism: Corvus hawaiiensis (hawaiian crow)
Lineage: Eukaryota; Metazoa; Chordata; Aves; Passeriformes; Corvidae
Gene: NR6A1
Product: nuclear receptor subfamily 6 group A member 1
Exons: 10
Coding region: 69-1445 (458 amino acids)
Biological process (GO): regulation of DNA-templated transcription
Molecular function (GO): DNA-binding transcription factor activity; zinc ion binding; sequence-specific DNA binding
Source: RefSeq, a predicted model, not a curated record